AUGGGUUCCGGGCCUGGCCAACAACCAUCGAUUUCCCCCUCUGGGUGCAACUCGAGCCCUCCGCAGUCAUACUUGAUUAUUGGUGCUGGCUGCUUUGGAGCCACAACGGCACUGCAGCUUGCUCGCUCUGAUCCUUCGUCAGCUUCUAAUAUCACCCUGCUGGACCGUACUCCCUCCCCUUGCCCGUCAGCAGCUGCCCAUGACCUGAACAAGAUCAUUCGCGCAGAAUAUACGGACCCGUUCUAUAUGCGCCUCGCAUUAGAAGCCAUGGACUUGUGGAAAUCCGAUCCUAUAUUUAGCCCUUAUUUUCACCAGGUGGGCAUGCUAUUGCCCACAACGCUGGAGCAUGCUAGUAAGAUUGCGGAGAAUUAUACCAGCAUUACUUCUCAGCCCGCUCCCAUCGAGUUAAUCGAACCAGCUACCGCCAAGGAACGGUUCGGUGGCAUUUUCCGAAAUGCAUAUCUGGACAAGGUGGAAACUUGUCUGUUCAGCCCAGAGGCAGGAUGGGGUGAUGCAGAGAACGCAUUUCAAAAUGUCAUCAAGUCCGCUAUUGCGCUGGGUGUGAAAUAUGUCCCCCACGCUGUUGAUAAGCUAUUGUUUGACGAGACUGGGCACAGCUGUCUUGGUGCACGAACAAUUACAGGGCUCGAUUUACGUGCACAGCAUGUCAUUCUCUGCACCGGAGCGAAUACUGCCUGGUUGAUAGCCAAUAGCGCUCCGGAUAAACCGACGUUACAAGUCGGAGACAGGAUGGUGGCUGCUGCUGCAAUCAUGGGUGCUUACCGUGUUCCUACGGAACAGAUGGGAAAGUUUGAUUUUGCGCCGAUUGUGGUGAACCCUGUUGGGGUUACCCCUGGAGAAAGCAUACCCCCCGGAAAAACUAGGUUGCUGAAAUGCACCCAUGAACUAAGUUUCACCAAUAUGCUUUACCAUAACGAUUCACAUCGGCGCAUUUCUGCUCCGCCAGAGGAUCCGACCUCCAGCACCUGGACUUUGGAUGUCCCAGCCCAGCUGAAAAACGAGGUCAAGUACGUCAAGGAUAUGCUUUAUGGCGAGCAUAUUGGUGGCCUUGUUCCUGAAUUCUACCGCAUGUGUUGGGAUGCUGUAACUCCAAAUCAAGAUUUUAUUAUAUGCGCCCAUCCUCAUUCUCAGAAUCUUUAUAUUGCGAGUGGAGGAUCAUUCCAUGCAUGGAAAUUUAUGCCUAGUAUUGGGGGCUACGUGGAGAAGAUGAUCAAAGGGAAGCUGGACCCAGGUAUGGUUAAACGGUGGGCCUGGGAUCGGGCAAAUAGUGGAGGUGCAUGUGCUGUGUAUUUGCCUUCAAGAGACCUUGAAGGAGUAGUUUAG
Messenger RNA from Trichophyton rubrum CBS 118892, 1344 nucleotides. RefSeq lists its product as uncharacterized. The record is from RefSeq and is a predicted model, not a curated record. Gene Ontology annotation, molecular function: sarcosine oxidase activity; saccharopine oxidase activity; flavin adenine dinucleotide binding. The transcript is spliced from 3 exons. Lineage: Eukaryota; Fungi; Ascomycota; Eurotiomycetes; Onygenales; Arthrodermataceae. Bases 1 to 1344 code for a protein of 447 amino acids.